AAAUAUUGAUUUUCCUCGCACUCAGCAAUUUGUCAACAAAUAAAAAUAGUGAGGUUUUAUACUUAACGAAACAUAACAAUAAAUGAAUAGUUAUUGAGUAACGGUAUAAUUUUAAGUGAACUGAAAAUGUCCGAAGAAUUAAAGUUACUAAAACAAGGGGCCGAGGCCAAAUUGUUCAUAUGCAAAUACCUCGGAAAACCAACUUUGAUCAAAGAAAGAUUUAAGAAAAACUAUCGCCACCCUGAUUUGGACUCUACAAUUACAAAGGAAAGGAUGAAAAAUGAAGCACGAUCAAUAUUAAGAUGUAUUUUAGCUGAAGUGAAAACACCGGCGCUGUAUUUAGUAGAUUUUGACAGGCGACGUAUUUAUAUGGAGUAUAUGGAGACCAGUAUUACUGUAAAAGACUUCAUUAUAAAUGUUGUAAAGAAUGUAGAAGAAAACGAAGAUAUUUUAAACUUCAUUGCCAAAGUAAUUGCGGAAUCUGUGCGAAAAAUGCACGAUAAUAACAUCAUUCAUGGCGAUUUGACGACAUCUAAUAUGUUGUUAGUCGAGAAAACGCCGACUAAAGUUAAAGGUGAUGCUAAAUGGUUAAACCAUGAUAAUCUGGAGUUGGUGAUGAUUGAUUUUGGCCUAUCAUACAUAGAUUCCAGUGCCGAAGACAAAGGUGUUGAUUUGUAUGUUUUGGAAAGAGCAUUUAUAAGCACACAUAAUAACUAUCCGAAACUAUUUGAUAAAUUUCUGGAAUACUACAAAAGUUACAACAAGAAUAAUGUCAAAGAAAUAUUGAGUAAGUUUGAAGAAGUAAGAGCGAGGGGCAGAAAGAGAACAAUGGUCGGUUAGAAGAUAAAUAACACAGAAGACUAAUGGUCAUAUCCAAAAUGACCUUUUUUAAAUGGACUGGCUAUAAGACUUAGUAUUUUGUGCCCAUUUGAUAUUCAACAUUUUGGCGCUGGUGGUAACAUAACAUCAACAGAAGAUUUUAAUCAAAAUGAAAGAAAAGCUGACAUUUUCAAGCAAUUGUUUAUGCAUUUAUAGAGAUCAGUAUCCUACCCUGAUUUUCCACCGAUCUGUAUCAUGUACCCAUAGUAUGCAAAAUAUCUGCAUAUCUACAGUAAAUUAGUGUCAUCCAUAGACUAUACUUCAGUAGUACAUGAUUGUUAAUUGAAUUAGUUUCUCCUUUUAUCUCCGUCUAUCAAAAUUAGUCAACAUUUUAAUAUGUAGUAUACUUCAUUGUAUAAGUCAUGUUAUUCUAGUAGUUGUUAGAAAUAGAAUAAGAUAAUUAUUAUAGUGCAUUAACCAAUGUAUGUUUUAAUAAAGUAUGCCUUUGAAAGGUU
Papilio xuthus (Asian swallowtail) is the source of this 1334-nucleotide messenger RNA. RefSeq names its product TP53 regulating kinase (gene Prpk). The transcript has a single exon. The record is from RefSeq and is a predicted model, not a curated record. The coding region runs from base 127 to 840 and encodes 237 amino acids. Gene Ontology annotation, biological process: protein phosphorylation. Gene Ontology annotation, cellular component: cytosol; EKC/KEOPS complex; nucleus. NCBI's taxonomy places the organism in Eukaryota, Metazoa, Arthropoda, Insecta, Lepidoptera, Papilionidae. Gene Ontology annotation, molecular function: protein serine/threonine kinase activity; ATP binding.